AUGACUUCGCUGCCACGACUUUCUGUGGACCGUAAAGAGGGCCUCCACAAGCCUCCUGCACGUAUACUGGGCAUCCACAAGCCUCCUGCACGUACACUGGGCCUCAACAAGCCCCCUGCACGUAUACUGGGCAUCCACAAGCCUCCUGCACGUAUACUGGGCCUCCACAAGCCUCCUGCACGUAUACUGGGCAUCCACAAGCCUCCUGCACGUAUACUGGGCCUCUACAAGCCUCCUGCACGUAUACUGGGCAUCCACAAGUCUCCUGCACGUAUACUGGGCCUCAACAAGCCUCCUGCACGUAUAAUGGGCAUCCACAAGCCUCCUGCACGUAUACUGGGCCUCAACAAGCCUCCUGCACGUAUACUGGGCAUCCACAAGCCUCCUGAACGUAUACUGGGCCUCUACAAGCCCCCUGCACGUAUACUGGGCAUCCACAAGCCUCCUGCACGUAUACUGGGCCUCAACAAGCCUCCUGCACGUAUACUGGGCCUCUACAAGCCUCCUGCACGUAUACUGGGCCUCUACAAGCCCCCUGCACGUAUACUGGGCAUCCACAAGCCUCCUGCACGUAUACUGGGCCUCAACAAGCCUCCUGUCGGUUCCCACAGCAUCCACAAGCCUCCUGCACGUAUACUGGGCCUCUACAAGCCUCCUGCACGUAUACUGGGCAUCCACAAGCCUCCUGCACGUAUACUGGGCCUCUACAAGCCUCCUGCACGUAUACUGGGCAUCCACAAGCCUCCUGCACGUAUACUAGGCCUCAACAAGCCUCCUGCACGUAUACUGGGCAUCCACAAGCCUCCUGCACGUAUACUGGGCCUCAACAAGCCCCCUGCACGUAUACUGGGCAUCCACAAGCCUCUUGCACGUAUACUGGGCAUCCACAAGCCUCCUGCACGUAUACUGGGCAUCCACAAGCCUCUUGCACGUAUACUGGGCAUCCACAAGCCUCUUGCACGUAUACUGGGCAUCCACAAGCCUCCUGCACGUAUACUGGGCAUCCACAAGCCUCCUGCACGUAUUCUGGGCAUCCACAAGCCUCCUGCACGUAUACUGGGCAUCCACAAGCUUCCUGCACGUAUACUGGGCAUCCACAAGCCUCCUGCACGUAUACUGGGCAUCCACAAGCCUCCUGCACGUAUACUGGGCAUCUACAAGCCUUCUGCAUGUAUGCUGGGCAUCCACAAGCCUUCUGCAAAUAUAAUGCGAAUCCAUAAGCCUUCCGCAAUCAUAGUGCUACUCACAAACUUUCCGGAGCCACAUGCCAGUCAGCCGUAG
This is a messenger RNA of Procambarus clarkii (red swamp crayfish), 1281 nucleotides long. The record is from RefSeq and is a predicted model, not a curated record. Lineage: Eukaryota; Metazoa; Arthropoda; Malacostraca; Decapoda; Cambaridae.